Molecule: messenger RNA, 408 nt
Organism: Protopolystoma xenopodis
Lineage: Eukaryota; Metazoa; Platyhelminthes; Monogenea; Polystomatidea; Polystomatidae
Source: the annotation of a GenBank genome assembly
AUGCCGGCAGACAAUCGAGCUUGGUUUGCCGGGGUCCUCUUCAGACAAAGCCUUGUGAUUAAAGGGUUGACCCGAACCAAAUUUAAGUCUUCAACUAAACUGGGGUCAUGGUGGUCGAGGUCGGAAGUGAGUUCAAGGAUGGGGGAAGUUGGGCUAAUGAAAAGAACGAGUCGUGUGGCAUGUGCAAUUGAGCGAUUUGAGCACUUGUGGCGAGAUCAGCUCGAUGAUUUAAGAUUAAUCGCCACAAAGAGACGUAAUAACGAGGGCUAUGCUACUGCCUUUGACAUGAUCGGGCAUGCCAGAUACAGCCAGGAUCGACGAGAAUUGGGAAUGCCAACUCAAGUAAGGGUAUUGGGGCCUGUUGCAACUCGGCCUAUCGACGAAGCAGCCAAAAUGGACAUGAAGUGA